CUUGGGCUUUUGCCCCCUCUUUCCCAUGCUGACCUACCCUCGUCGCCAACCCUUUUUGGCGCCUCGAACUCCUCCACCUUUCCAUCCCCUACCCUCGUCUCCCCUCGCCAUCCUCGACAUCGCCCUCUCUCCUUGUUCACUAACUACGGAAGAGACCCCUAGAAAAUCUCCUUUUUCACCAACCAGACCCUAGUCAAAGAGCGGUGUCUGGCGGUGAGAGCCAUAUCACUGCUGUCAAUUCCCACUUCCUACCACCUGACCUUCGGAACUUUUCUUUCUUCCCUUCCCGCCUGGUUAGCCAUGAACAACUUCACUUUCGACACGAGUGGAGGAGACGCAUUUUGGGAUUUGACAGACAAUCAGCGGCGACGAUUCCAUCAGUACGGCCACCAACUGUCCUCCACCCCGCAGCAGCAGCAGCCACAACAGAUGACCUCAGUCUCCGGCCACAAUAGCCCUCAAGCCUCUGACCAUUCUCUGUCUACACAACACCAACAACGCAUCUGGCCAAUUCCCCUUGAAAUGACCUCGACCGGUUCCAUCCAGACCACGGCCUCGCCCGAGGCGGAACAGCAACAUCAGCAACAUGCUCAGCAGAACCAGCAAAGCUUGAAUUCGCCAACCCAAAGCGCCUCGCCCCUUUCGCAGUCUUCCCCUUAUCAACAACCAGGCAGCUUGCUCACCGACUACGCCCUUCAACAGCAUCUGCAGCAACAUCAGCAAGCGGCGCCCGACUUUUCACCUUUUGUCUCCGACCCCUACAUGCCUGUGACUUACGAUGGCUUCACACCCAAUUUCGCUCCAAUCAACCCCAUGAGCUACCUGCCUGCAACAUCCCAGCAAAUGUCAACCGGCUUCCUUCAGUCGGCGGCGUUCAAUACCAUGCCCCCGAUGGACGAAAACAUCCCGGCUAUGAAUUGGUCCGGUCUUCCAAUGGAUAACUGGCAGGAUAUUCAGGCUGCGGUUCCUCCUAUGCAACUCGAGGCCCUGUCCCACACCGUCGGGAGCAACUCGCCAACCGGGACUCUCCUGGAAGUUCUGUCUCUCACCAGCUCCAGUGAUGGCUGGAUGAUGGUGGGAGAGCCUGGAAGCAGCCCCAACUUUGACCAAUUCCACCAGGCGCAGCAGAAUGCGGCCAUCUUUAACCCCAGCCAGACUCUGCAUUUGCGGACAAACUCGGAUUCGUCUGACGGCGCCAACUCGUUCGAACUGGGAAGCUACGAGGAGAUUGCGCCGUUCCCUAUUUCUCCCUUCUCCCCGGACUCCGACUCGUAUCCGGAACAGACAUCACACCGCGGCUGCUACGGCGAACAUCAUACCCACAACCACAAUCAUGACACAGUCAGCCCAACUGCCGCGGUUGCCCCAGUGCCCAUCCAGUCAACAUCUACCCGGUCAAGUCCGUCCAGUGGCUCCGGCGCCACGUCACCGUCUGUCAAUGCAUCAAGACGGAACUCGGGUCAGAGGAAGAGCCCGAUUAGCAAGACAGCCAAGCCCGUCAUUCGGCGUACGUCCAAUGGCCGCAAGGACGGCACAGGUGAAAAGAAGGUCGGACGCCGGCGUGGUCCCCUUCUUCCCGAGCAGCGCCGGCAAGCAAGCGAAAUCAGAAAGCUGCGUGCCUGUCUACGUUGCAAGUUCCUAAAGAAGACUUGUGAUAAGGGCGAGCCCUGUGCUGGUUGCCAGCCAUCGCAUGCUCGUCUGUGGCAGGUGCCCUGCACUCGAAUUGAUAUCAAAGACAUUGGCUAUUUCAUCUCCGGUUGGAAGGUCGAUUUCGAACGGCACACGACGCGCAACGUCUCCGUCUACAACGUCAAGGGAUUCUCUCCCAACGAGACGCUUGUUUGGAUCACCCAUGGUUAUGGAUUUGCCCUUCCCGUUUACGUUCGGGAGGUGUACGUGAACGACGAGAGUGUCUUCCAGGUGGAUUGGGUGGAGUCGCAUCUUACCGACCAGGAGCCUAUUGAGUUCGAUAUCCGCACUGAGAGACUCGAUGUCGGUGCUAAGGGCGUCUCUGUCGAGGCCCUUCACGUAUACCUCGAUAAACACAUUGAUGGACCGUUUGAGGAUUUCAUUGAGGACCAUUUCGAGGGCACUCCUUUUAUCACCGAAAUACUAAAGACGGCCCAUCGCUUCUACGUUAAGGAGAAGACACCAUCUAUCCGAAAAGCCUUGAAACUCGUCCUUGCAUACAACCUAACGAUGCAUAUCACCAUGAUCCAGCAGCAGGGUGACGACGCCAACCUCGACGGCCAGAUUGAUGACGAGGACUCGAAGUUCUACGGUCAGGUGGUCGCCCCGGUCAUGGUCAACUUCCAAAUUAAGUGUGCGUUGGCCGAUAUGUGGCGCGAACUGCAAAAGAACAUCCUCGAGGAGCUGUCUUCCCUCUACUCGAGCGUAUAUAGUGGCGAGCGUCUCAAGAACUGGCCAACCAUCUUCAUGUUGGCUUCGAUCCUCUUGGCAGUGUGGGAGGAGAUGCAGUUCGACUCACACUACCGUAUGCCGGACCCUGCGGCGGUUACCAAGUUCUGCAAUGACAUGGAAACCACGCCAGUUGGCGUCAUCGUCGGUCUGUUCCAUGCCAUUUCGCAGAAGCUCCCCGCCUUUGUGGACUGGGACACGGGCAAACAUGGCCAUAUUCUGAAUAACAACGUGGCCGUCUGUGAAGCCAUGACUGAAGUCCGCGGGCACGUUCUCAAGCAUGAGGAGUAUCUUCGUAAGCGCCCUGAUUGCACCUUUGACCGAAACGACUUUGAUUCUCUAUCAAACAAGUUCUUGUCGAAGUUGGUGAUCCGUGCCAAUUAGGCCUCUACUGAGCCUGGUCCGAGAGAGGACACGUCUUGGGCUUUGGCACUAUUCACACUACGCCACAACUCACUCACCUCGCGAUGCACGUGCGAAGAUACCCAAUACUACCAACAGCUAUCAUGCUGUCAGAGACGGCUUGAGAAAUCCUAUUUCCUUUGUUUAUGAAUCCCCAGCCAUGGCGUUGGCGACGCGAGAGAGAAACCGUAACCAGGGGCUGCAACUCUUCUAUUUCGACUCUACUCGCCUUCGUAUCGACACAGUUGCUCCUUGGUUUUUUUUUUUUUUCUUUUUUCUUUCUUUUUU
This is a messenger RNA of Sodiomyces alkalinus F11, 3108 nucleotides long. RefSeq lists its product as hypothetical. Gene Ontology annotation, molecular function: zinc ion binding; DNA-binding transcription factor activity, RNA polymerase II-specific. Lineage: Eukaryota; Fungi; Ascomycota; Sordariomycetes; Glomerellales; Plectosphaerellaceae. The record is from RefSeq and is a predicted model, not a curated record. The transcript has 2 exons. The coding region runs from base 301 to 2802 and encodes 833 amino acids. Gene Ontology annotation, biological process: regulation of DNA-templated transcription.